ACACCCAUGGAGUUUAAAAAGGAAUGAAGCUAGUUGUCAAAUUAUACGGAAGAGCGGGCGUAUCUCUAUCAGAAAAGUAACGGCUAUUCUAUGCGCGCGCUUACCGUCCGUCGAGGCGCGUACCGGAGGGAGUGGGCUAUUGAUUGCUUUAAAUCAACCUCGUCUUCCUUUCUUCGCUCCAAAACCUUCGUUUUGUCUUCUCCGUCUAAGCCUGGAGAAUUUGUAAAUUAUGACUUUGUCACAAGAAAAAAUUUUAGAGCUAUUCAUUUUUAAAGUUUUACGAGUAAUUUUUAUUAGAAAGAUCGUAAAUUUAGGUGUAUAUAGAAUUUUUAUGAUCGGAGGUUUCGGUCUGAUCGAAUUUUCUUUUUGUUAAUACCGCUUUCUUUUUAUCUUUUGGUGAAAAUUGAGGAGUUUUCGGCGCAGUCGGUGAGGAUAGAUUCCGUGGAUUGGUUUGCUUCUUCUUUGGAUUUUUCCAAGAAUUUCGAUAGUAGGCAAUGAGAUUGGAGAUCUUCCGACGUUGACCAAUUUAUUUUGGAAGAAGAGGAGCUCAUAGGAGAGAAGCGAGAGGGAAUAGGGUUAGGGUUGUUAGGAUUUGGUUCCAUUUUUCUAUCUGUGGGGUUUUUGAGGUUUGGGGAUCGGGAUGGGAGUGGAUUACUACAACAUCUUGAAGGUGAACCGGCACGCGACCGAUGAGGAUCUGAAGAAAGCGUACCGGAAAUUGGCGAUGACGUGGCACCCCGACAAGAAUCCGACCAACAAGAAGGAAGCUGAGGCUAAAUUUAAACAGAUCUCCGAAGCCUAUGAGGUCUUAAGCGAUCCUCAAAAAAGGGCAAUCUACGAUCAGCAUGGAGAAGAGGGCUUGAAGGGCAUGCCCCCUCCUGGUUCUGCAGGUGGAGCUGCUAAUGGUCCUGGUGACUUCCAGUUCAAUCCCCGGAAUGCAGAAGAUAUAUUUGCUGAAUUCUUUGGGAGUAGCCCAUUCAGUUUUGGGUCCAUGGGGCGUGCAAAGUCCAUGAGGUUUCAAUCAGAAGGCCCUGGCCUCUUUGGAGGUUUCGGUGGGCCAGAAAGUGUCUUCCGGUCAUACUCUGACGGUGUCGGAGUUGGCGGGGGAGGUCAGGCUCGGAAAGCGCUGGCUGUGGAGAGCAAGUUGACGUGCAGUCUUGAAGAGCUUUACAGUGGGUCGACAAGGAAGAUGAAGAUAUCACGGAAUGUCAUGGAUGUGAAUGGCGUCUUGAAAAACUUGCAGACGAAUGGUACCAGAAUCAGAAAUACUAACUAUUGAUGUGAAGCCUGGGUGGAAGAAGGGGACCAAGAUCACAUUCCCUUGCAAGGGAAACCAGCAGUUCAACCAACUUCCUGCAGAUCUUGUUUUUGUCAUCGAUGAGAAGCCCCAUGAGGUGUACAAGAGGGAUGGCAAUGACCUGGUGAUUAACCAGAAGAUUUCAUUGGCAGAGGCACUUGCAGGGACCACCAUAAACCUCACCACACUGGACAGCCGUUGCCUGUCAAUCCCAGUAACUGAUGUUGUCAGCCCAGGCUAUGAGCUUGUGAUAGCAAAAGAGGGGAUGCCGAUCGCUAAGGAGCCAGGAAGGAAGGGGAACUUGAAGAUCAAGUUUGAUGUGAAAUUCCCAUUGAGGCUGACAGCUGAGCAACGGGCAAGCAUACAACGCGUUUUGGGAGAUUAACUUGACAACAGAUGGAAAUCUGUAUCUCAUCUCAUCUCAUCUAUGACAAGUUGUUUUUCUGAAUACUUUCGAUAUUGUAUUUGUUUCUUCUCUGUUUGAUCUGAUCAUUCAUCUGUAUUGUUUCCAAGUGUAAAGUGGUGGUGAUUAACCAUCUAAUCUAUUUACUGAAAAUAUCGGCAUUCUGGAUUCUAAUUUGUUGAA
Molecule: messenger RNA, 1883 nt
Organism: Phoenix dactylifera (date palm)
Lineage: Eukaryota; Viridiplantae; Streptophyta; Magnoliopsida; Arecales; Arecaceae
Source: RefSeq, a predicted model, not a curated record